Daphnia carinata is the source of this 766-nucleotide messenger RNA. RefSeq lists its product as uncharacterized. The transcript is spliced from 4 exons. The record is from RefSeq and is a predicted model, not a curated record. Lineage: Eukaryota; Metazoa; Arthropoda; Branchiopoda; Diplostraca; Daphniidae. Bases 16 to 645 code for a protein of 209 amino acids.
CUUUCAGACGGGCGAAUGAUUGGAUCGGGCCAUAUUGCAUCGCUGACCGUCCAUGCAGAAAGCUUCUAUCACUAUGGCAUUGAACAGAUCCCACGAGAUUGCUUCGAUCGCAGCCCGGCAUUUAUUAAGUCUGAUGGAUUUGACUUCUUUUGGGUACGCCGAUUGCUCUUUUUCCAAAAUUUUUUAAUUUUGGAUUUCUCUAACGAUUUGAUGAGUUCCAUUCCAAAUAAGGUUAGCGAUUCUUCCAGGUCUUGGAAUCCAAGGUACUAUUUUUGGGAAGACCUUUACCGAAUGCUGAUGGACGUCGACGAAGCGUUUUCAUGCUACAGCUACUCUAGAAAUUCCAGGCCUUCGGGGAGCUUCAAGUGUCCUUCAUCCAUCUCUCAUUCAACCAUGUCUACCAUACAAGAACGGAAUACGGCACCGGAGCAUCAGGAUUUUAAACUUGUUUCCCAAGCGUCGAAAGAUGUGAUGGACGCCAUGAAAGAGUCGGCGUCAACCGCGCGGAACGAGAACGUACCGACUUCGGGACAGACGGACAGUCUCGCAAACGAAUACAAGGAAACUUUGACUCAAACCUACAAAGGAGUUCCUGAUGUCGAGCCGCUAUCCUUGUUGAAGGCAGUCGUCAGUGAGAAAAAGUGAUGACGUUCAUCAUCGUUCCCGACGACCGAAUCAACGAGCUGAUUCCUGCCGCCAUCGACAAGUCAAAAGAUAAAAAAAAAGGUGGGGAGGGACUCGUGUCGGAAAUUCAAAAUUCCCUAUC